GCUCAUUUGACGGGCUUUUUGUGGUUCGAAUUUGUUUGAUUCUCGUCCGUAAGAAAAAUGACCCUGGAAUUGGAAGAAAAGAAGAUUGGCCUUCAUUAACGCGCAAAGAUUUUAGAGAAAGUUUCGAUUGGAAAAAAUUUAGAAUGUCCGCUCGCUACAAUCAUUGCCUUGAUUUGAAACCAGAGAAAUAUUGAUGUUUCGCAUGUGGUCGAAAAAGAGGUUUUUUUUGCUUGGUUAGACUUACGAGAUAGAUUUUCCGUGGACAAUGUCUACAUGUUUCGAAAGUUUAGAAGAUGAAUGAAUACGCUUGUUAUACAACAAAGCCUACAGGUUGCACAUGCUGAGAGUAAGACUGUUGUGUUCUCUCAGAAGACGGUGGUAAAAAGGAUGUGGCACACAAAUUUUGUUCCCUCGAGAAUGAGAGUGAGUGAGUGAAGUACAGUAGUUGUAGGUGGAAAAACUCAAAACAAAAAGGCGACUCCAAUGAGUUUACACGAGAGACACAAACGAGGAACUAGCUGACUGUAGACUAAAUCUUUUCCCUCAGACACAGACUUGAGCAGCCCAUUGCUCUUUACUUUCACCUCUUUUUUGAACUCUACUAGGUCGUGGAAAAAUCUAGAUCUACUUCUUGGUACCUCCUCACAUUCAUUGUUAUUUCAUUUUCCAAUCAAGACUGGUUGGGUAUUUCGGCUGCAUUGUAGAGUACUUGUAUUUCUGAGCGCUUCAAUUCCGCCUGUGACAUCCAUCAUACCACAAGCCUUUCAAAAAUUUCUUCCAUCUGUUUCAUGUUCUGAUAUUUAUAUCAGAGUUGUAACUCUACCUUCCAUGAUUAUUUAUCUGAAAACUUCACUAGGUGGGGAAGAUAUCUGUGGUCCCAGCAGUGACGACUCUCGUAUUAGCACAAUACAGUAGUGUACAAGUAGCUUAGUAUCAUAACUACUUUAAAGAAACGACAAAGUAAAGCAAACAUGUCGAAGCCGGCAGAAUUUAAGCCGAUGCAAUGGUCGAAGCCCGUCAUUGCCGACCUGAGGCGAGAGAGGAGAAGGGCAGCCUUCGAUAUAUGGGAUUUGAGUAAACUCAUCUACGGUGGAGAGGAGAAUUUGAAGAAAGUAUACCUUUGUUUCAAGUUAUUUUUCUCGACGAGGUCAAGGCAUUUUCUUUCCUGCUUCGUCGAGUAAACAAGUUUUCCUAAGGAACAAGAAGUAGAAGUCUCACGAUCUCCACCAACCUUUCUCCAUCCUUUCUCCAUCCUUUCCACAGGUAGAAGAGCAAGUCCGUUUAGUGGGUGCUGAGCCACGAUUGCAGACGGAUGAUCUGUGGUACAUCAACCGCUCUGAGCGGUACUACAGAGCAUGCGAGCGGGCACGGAUUUUUGUGAAGAUUGUGCGCGAAAAUUAUGGCACGAUAGUUGAACACUUAGAAGUAAAAGACCCGGCUAACUAGUUUUCCCUCUAGCACCUGUAGGCUUAUCCCUUCACGCAAUACGUGUUGAAGAGGCUAGGCUAGAAAUACUAGAUGCUAGAAUUAUUUUUAUAGUGAAGAAGAACAUGCUCUAAUCCCUCCGCAUCGCAUUCGAAGAUCGAGGGCCACUGGAGAUGCUUCUCGGAGAGGACUUGUUCAUCCUCUUGCACGAUAUUAUGUUCUUGCCAUCCCUUAUCAACCUUGCUGACGAGGAACAGCAGUCCUGGUGGCUUCCGAAGGCCUUGAACUACGAAUAUGUUGGUAUCUAUUCUAAGUAUCUUGUUGAUUCAUUGGUAUCUAUAAGUAUCUUGUUUAUCUAUCAUCUUGAGUGUCAUUGAGAUUUUCUUUCUAGUGUCGUCUACUUCUUGAUGCACCAGGUCGAGCUGUAGUCCUAUUCGCUGACUUCACACAGUGAGUUUGGAUAUUUAGUUGCGUGACCUGCUGUCUUACCUCUCUCCACCCCUGUCGCAACCGCUGUCCCACCAGGCACGUACGCCCAAACCGAAUUGACUCACGGAUCCAACGUGCGUGGGCUUGGCACAACAGCCGAGUUCGAUCCAGCUUUGUAUAAUGGAGACGGCGGAUGGAAGAUCCAUACGCCAAGCCUCGAAUGCAUGAAGUGGUGGCCAGGAGGCAUGGCAAGGAGCUGCAAUUGUUAAGGCCGCCACAGUUUUAUAUUUCAUCCUGCUCGCUUCCGCAUCGGCAAGGUCAAUUCCUGACAGUGGGUAAUCAGUCGAUAGACCUCCCACCUAGAAUCAUUCCAAGGUUAAAUUUCAAGGGACGGAACCACAACUACUUGAUAGAUUCAUCAGAACUACUUGAUAGAUUCACCAGAACUACUUCACGAGGAUGAAAGAAAGCCCGAAACAAGAACUUCUAGCUCUAAAAUGACGUGAUCCUGAUGGCACGCAUCGUCAUCAAAGGCAAGGAUUAUGGCCCACAUCCGUUCUUUUUUCAGAUUCGAGACUUCAACACGCAUGCGACACUUCCCGGAAUCGAAUUACGUGACAUCGGACAGAAGUUGGGCUAUAACGGGAUGGACAAUGGUGGCAUGUACAUCACCAGUGCGGUUGUGCCGAGAAGGAAUCUGCUGAUGAAGUACCUUCUAUCAUACCAUUUCAUUAAUCCUUUCUCUAGUAUGAUUGGCGUAUGAUUCGCGUACUUAUAAAGUUGGUUUGUUUAGUACCAUAUCUAGGCGUGUCUCGUCGUCUCAGUGAACUACACCUUCGUCAUUUCGGUUAUCACUCGAUGCUCUUCAAACCUCUUAAGUACUUUUGCUAUUCAACCGUCAUCAGGAAUUCGAUGAAGACAACGAUAUCCCCCAUGCUCAUCGUCAAUCCACUUUCUCAUUCUCCUCUCAGAUACGUCAACGUCGAUCGUGACGGCAACUACAAGAAGGUCGGCAAUCAGAAGAUGCUAUUCGGAACUAUGACUUACACUCGACUGCAGAUUAGUUCCUCAGUUGGUGUUCACCUUGCGAAAGCAGUUACCACAGCUGUUCGCUAUUCGGCUGUGCGACGACAAUUCCAAAUGCAACGAGUUCAGCUGGGUGCGGACGACGUAUUUGACGAUAAAGACACCGCAGUAGCGCAGUUGCAACACAUCACAAAGCCGAGUAAGCGGUCGGAAAGUCAGGUACUACUACUAGAUGAAUCAACAAUCGAACCAAACUGACAUAUUUUUUCAUGUUCGUGUAAAUGCCAAGUACGUUGUAAAAAACCUUCUUCUAGCUUCGUAGUACUUCCACAUCAAUUUAUCUCACAAGAAGCGACCAACCCUUUUCGUUCCAACCCCAACCACCACAGAUCCUCGACUACAGUUCGCAGCAAUACCUCCUCUUUCCGCAGAUGGCCUUGGCUUUUGCCCUUCAUUUUACUGGCCUUAAAGCAACCAAGCUCUAUGAGGUUGCAAUCCAAGAGUUUAGGGGGAACAAGUUUGAGAAGCUGCAAGAAAUGCACUGCUUGACUUCCACGUUAAAAGCAGUGAACACCAUGAUCGCAGUGGAUGGGAUGGAGCAAUGUCGUAAGGCCUUAGGUGGUCAUGGCUACCUGAACGCUGCAGGCAUUGGGCCGCAGACGUUGUCGGUGCUACCGCAAGCGACAUACGAGGGUGAUUUCGUUGUGCUGUCGAUCCAGGUAGGCCAGGUUUUGCUGGCAGCAGUGACGGGCAAGAUGCUCAAGGGGAAAAAAGGACAUCCUAACACACCGCUGUUGCAGUACAUCUACGAUUUCGACCCGACCGCUGAUGUGAAGCCGCCGUCAGUGUUAAGGAAUCAUUGAUCGAACUGUAGAGGACGUAGGAGGUCGUGGAUCAGAUAUCAUCUACCUCUAGCCGUGAAUCAGAUAUCAUCUACCUCUAGCCGUCAAACGGUCGUGAAUCAGAUAUCAUCUACCUCCUAGCCGUGUAUAUUGCCUCGUUCAAUCCUUAUUCCCCCAGCACAAUACGAUCAACCACAUCCCCACUCUUCUAAUACCUGAAGAAAUCGCCGAAAAGAAAUGCCUCCAAGACCACGAGUUUUUGUACAAUUGCAUCGUCCGAAGAGCAUGCUAUGUCCACUACUCCACAGCCGAAACCUUCCAAGAGGCUGUCAUGGCCGCAGGUGGGAAGAUCGGACCCAGUGUGCUGGAUGAGGUAUUAGAUGGUAAAUUCGAGUAGUAAUCUAGUUUACUAAAAACCUAGAUUCUCAACUAAUCUAGUUUCUAAUUAGAUGGUUACUUCUAGUAGUAACUACUAUUAGAUGGUAAAUUACAACUAGUAGUAAGAGUAGAAAUUUCAUAAUGAACAAGAAGCUAUAUUAGCACAAAACUAAGUUUAAGUUUGUUCUUUAUUAGGCGGAAAUUUUUCUGUGAGUGUGAUGUCCCGCAGAACAUACAAAAACACCACCUCCCACCUAUUACACCUAGGUCAAGAUCGAGAUGAUGCGUAUGACCUAUGCACAUGCCUAUGUCAUGUACGCUCUGGCUUUCAAGGAAACGCUUGCGAACCUGAAAGCAGGAACCAAAAGGGAAAAGCAGCUCUACUCCGUGAUGGAGCCAUUGUACGAGCUUCUUUGCCUAACCAUCAUCGAAACUGGCUACGACAAGGGCGGCGGCUUGGGCGAUUUCAUCGUCUGUGGAGCACUGCCAGGGGAUAACAGGAAUUAUGAGAGGACUUUCUUUUUCACACUCACAGUAGUAAAAAAAAAAAGGAAUUCUGAAUCUCAGCAAGUAUCUUUCGCGAUCAAUACAGAGCGACCUGAAGUCACUCUGCGUUGGUCCGUCAACAUGCUUUGCUGGUUGGACUAUUCUAGUUGGACUCAAGGAGGCUAGCUUACUCGCAUUUGUCAUCGACGCUGAUCUCUAACUCCCAAUCGGCUCCAUGAUCACCAGCCGAGUGAAGGAACUGCUGAAGAAGAUACGACCGCAAGCAGUUGCCUUGCAGGAUGGAUGGAACUUCCCAGAUUCUUUGCUCAACUCUUGUCUCGGCAGAUAUGAUGGUCGCGUUUACGAGGCCUUGUAUGAGCAGACGAAGAAGGAACCACUGAACAGCACGGAUGUUAUGAUGGAAGGACUCACUAGUGUUGAAACUUUUAGACCACUGCAAUGGCUAGAAAAUUCAAAGUGUAGACUGACACAGUCAGAUCAUUCAGAAGUAUGAUAUUGGUAGAAAAGAAAAGCUACAAAUCUUGAGUAGAACAAGAGGGUUUGGUCGUGCGUAUUGUUUAGUAUGGUGAGUACUAGAUAGUUUCUCCCGCGCCUCUCUAAGACACUCACCGACGGUUACUACGAUCAUCUGCAGUUUAUGAUUCACCCUGAGCGAGAAAACGAUGGCGGUUUGGUGCAGAAGCGCAGCGACACCCCAAGUCGUCCGUUGCAAGAAGGUGCAGCGAAAUUAUAACCUGUGCUUGGCCCAAGUCUAAACAUUUGGUUGUAUCGUGAUACAAAUUCAAGUUGUUCGUUCUUUUUUUGUACCGGCUCUUACACCUGAGAAAAAUUCGAGUAGAAUUGUAUUGGCAGGUGAUGAGAACAAGCUAGACGAAGGUUAUGCUAAAUACAGCCUAUUUGAAGUAAACAGGCUAGAACUACUUUUACCACAUGAUAUUUUCCUGAUAUCAAAUCUUCCGUAGUUAACCAUAACCCAUGAUUAGAUUUUUUGCAAAAUUUGAAGAUCUACGCUCAUCCUUGUAAAGACAGCAUAGACCAGGAGUCUCAUUACGCGUCUUUGAACGAUUUCUUCGUCACAUUCUUCGUACUAUUAGCAAGCAUAAUUUUCCUAAAAAGUGUCCUCCUUUUGCCGCGCGAAUGCUGGCCCUCUUCAACUAUUUUUACGAAAUGAAGAUUCGGAGUGAGGUUACAGGUUGUUAGUUAGACUCCUCAGUCUAUCGUAUCCUGAGCAACAGGUGCAAGAAUGAAAUGGAUGCUCCUUCGAUUACAGUACGUAGAUUCUGCAGACAAUGUUUAAAGCCUCCAGUUCGAUAGCAUUCACACAGAGUCCAGAAAAAGUAUAGAACAAGUGAGUGCAGAGACAGUGUAGUCCCACGUUGAUACUUUUUAUGUUGCAAGUCAAUCUUGCACCAACUUCUAUGUAACGAGUAAUAAUUAUGAAAAUGGAUAUUAAAAAUGGAUGUUGUUUACUUAGUAGGAGAACAACAGCGCUCAUUUACGAACUAUUUCUUCACGUACUAGUAUCAGAACAAAGAUAUUGAUCUGGAAUAAGAUGUUGCGGAAGAUUACCCGCAAGAAGAAACGUUUUUCGCGGAGUCAGUUGUCUUGUGUUUGAUGGAGCAGCAAUUCCGCCUCGUGUCCGCAAAGGGCUCUCCAUGCCCACAUAGGAG
Molecule: messenger RNA, 6277 nt
Organism: Amoebophrya sp. A25
Lineage: Eukaryota; Dinophyceae; Syndiniales; Amoebophryaceae
Source: the annotation of a GenBank genome assembly